Molecule: messenger RNA, 963 nt
Organism: Rotaria sp. Silwood1
Lineage: Eukaryota; Metazoa; Rotifera; Eurotatoria; Philodinida; Philodinidae
Source: the annotation of a GenBank genome assembly
AUGCUAAGUGAACGAUACUACCACACAGCAUCCGUCCUUCCCAAUGGAAAUGUGUUAAUUAUUGGUGGAUAUUAUGGUGGUUAUCGAAAUACUGCUGAGUUCUAUGAUCUAUCAACAGGAACUUGGAAAUUUACUAGUAGCAUGAAAAAUGCAAGAUAUCGUCACACAGCAUCCAUUUUAAUGAAUGGAAAAGUGUUAGUAGCUGGAGGAUCUGACGGUCACAGUUAUCUAAACAGUGCAUUAUUGUAUGACCCGAUUACAGGAAAUUGGACCACCACUGGUAACAUGAGUAACUCUCGAAAUUCGCACACAGCAUCAUUAUUAACAAAUGGAAAAGUGCUAGUUACUGGUGGAAAUCAUCCUCUUGCUCUAAAUAGUUCUGAAUUAUAUGAUCCCGUAACAGGAACUUGGGCAACUACUGGCAGCAUGAAUUAUGCACGGUUUUAUCACACAGCAUCCGUAUUAACCAAUGGAAAAGUAUUAGUUACUGGUGGAUUGAAUGGUGAUGCUUUAAAUAGUGCUGAGUUAUAUGAUCCAUCCACAGAAACUUGGACGAUUACUGGUACAAUGAAUAGCGAACGAUAUUAUCACACAGCAUCUUUACUAGCAGAUGGAAAGGUGUUAGUUACUGGUGGAUAUUUUGCUGGCACUUUAAAUGAUGCUGAAUUGUAUGAUCCAUCGACAGAAACUUGGACCAUUGUUAGUAGAAUGAAAAAUGCACGAGAGGGACAUACAGCAUCCGUAUUAACAGAUGGAAAAGUGUUAGUAGCUGGUGGAAAGAACGGUAAUUAUGAUUACCUAAAUAGCUCGGAAUUGUAUGAUCCAUCAACAAGAACUUGGACAAUUACUUACCGCAUGAGUCGUGCACGAUGUUAUCAUACAGCGUCCGGGCUAACAAACGGAAAAGUAUUGGUUAGUGGUGGAUAUGACGGUGUGGCUCUGAUCGAUGCAGAACUAUAUUAG